Stomoxys calcitrans (stable fly) is the source of this 1153-nucleotide messenger RNA. RefSeq lists its product as uncharacterized. The coding region runs from base 213 to 1076 and encodes 287 amino acids. Gene Ontology annotation, molecular function: inositol monophosphate 1-phosphatase activity. Gene Ontology annotation, biological process: inositol metabolic process; phosphatidylinositol phosphate biosynthetic process; signal transduction. The record is from RefSeq and is a predicted model, not a curated record. The transcript is spliced from 4 exons. Lineage: Eukaryota; Metazoa; Arthropoda; Insecta; Diptera; Muscidae.
UAUUGAUCUGUGAAGUUCUGAAGAAUUUUUCAAUUUUGGAAAUUUAAUUUUAGACUUGGAAAUUAUAAACUUGUUGUGGAGUAGAAGCUAAAAUCAGUGUUGAAAGCAGAGAAACCAAUCAGUGUUUGUACAACAUUCUCGGCGUUAACAAGUACACAAAUUCAAUUGAACUCUUUGAAGACAGUAUUGCCAAUUAAAGUAGCAAAUAAAACAUGGCUAGCCAAGAAGAACUUAUAAACGAUUGCUAUGAAUUCAUAUAUCCAUUGGCUUUGAAGGCUGGCGAUUUUUUAAUGGAAGGUUAUAACAAGGCUACAAAGUGUGUUGAUAUUAAAGGUGAUUACUAUGAUGUGGUCACUGACUAUGACAAUCGUAUCGAAGAAUUCCUAUGUUCUGAAAUUUUAAAAAAAUAUCCCAAGCAUAAAUUUAUUGGUGAAGAAGAAACAGCAAAAAAUGAUAACAUUCCCAAAGAGUUGACGGAUGAUCCCACCUGGAUCAUAGAUCCCAUUGAUGGCACAUCAAAUUUUAUCAAAAAAAUACCACAUACUUGUGUAUCUAUAGGUUUGUUGGUGAAUAAGAAAGCUGUCUUGGGUAUAGUCAAUACACCGGCACAACAAAAAAUCUACACAACAAAACUGGGCCAAGGUGCCUUUUGCAAUGGUCAACGCAUAAAAGUUAGUGAAUGUGAAAUGAUGAAAAGCGCCAAUGUUGGCUAUGAGGUUUCCCUGCUACAUGAAUCAACCAUACGGGAUAAACAUAUUAAACGUAUUUACAGCAUUGGCUCGCAAUGCAGAAGACUACUCUCCUAUGCGUGCGUUGUUGACACUCUGUGUAUGGUUGCAGCCGGUAAUUUGGAUGCUUAUCAUGUAGAGGAUAUGUAUCCAUGGGAUUGUGCAGCCGGUUAUUUGCUUAUUAAAGAAGCGGGCGGAGUUGUAACGCAUACCUAUGGAGGGGAAUUUGAUAUAAUGAAACCGGAUUUAAUAUGUGCUGGCACAGAAAAUUUACGCUCUGAGUUGGAGCAAAUAAUACGAAAAGCUGAUCAACAAGAGUCGGUGGGAAGCGGUCACAAAAAAACUUAAAAGAAACCGGUUUUAAUUAUUUAGAAUACAUAUAUGUAUACAUAUAAAUAAUAAUAAAGAGUGAUUUUUACAUCAAA